CUAUCGCGAAUACUUCGGCAAUCGAGUUGGAUUUCACGUUUGCAGGCCGAGCCGUUCGUCUUCGCGAAAACCUCGCCAAGUCGUCAAAACUCGUUCUCGACCGCUGCUACUGAACGCCAAAGCAGUUUGGUGGACAGCCGGACGAUUGCCUCUUGCACGCACGACUUUGUUCACCGCGACGAACGCACGAAGAAACGAAAUAAUAUGUUAAAAUGACGAGCGAGAGAAGCUCAUAAUAAAUUAUUUUUCUCUUCAUUUAACAAAUUCGCCAAAAUCCAAACUUCGAAGAAGAAAAAGCUGUCGUCGCAUCUUCGUGAUUCACAGCUAUAAUUCACCAUCGCCAGACAUAGGCCUACGAAAGCAAAACAAGUCCUCUGACCGUUUACAUCGCAUCCUCGCGCGAAUCUCGAAUGCGAUUCCGGCGCAUUCCUCUGCUAGGUGGCGUUGUGGCAAAGGACGCACACGUGUAUAAUUAUAGCUGCUCGAUUCCACAACACAAUUGUGUACAUACAUACGCAUACACAAGAACUCGCGCUCAUUCGAAUCCCUUCAGGCGAAAAUGAUGGUUAAAUCCACGUGUGCUACGCCACACGUUCAACCCUUCUUCCUAAAAGGUUGCCGCGUACAUUUUCUUUCGAAAUAUCUUUUUAUAUUGCCAAUACGUAUUACAAUAACGCUACGAAUUCUCUAAUAAGAUCAACUACAAUGCAUAUUCAGUCAAUUAUCGGCCCGAUAAUUCACUGCACAGCUCCUACUGAGUUCAGUGUCCACAACAAGGCACAAAUAGAUAUUAAGGAUGGCGUGAUAAUUAAUAUUGAAUUGAAUCCUGAUGAAAGCAGAGCUUGGAAAAAAAAUGUUAAACUACUGAAGAAAGGACAGUUUCUCAUUCCAGGCUUCAUCGAUGGCCAUAUACAUGCUGUGCAAAUGCCAAAUCUUGGUCUUGGCUAUGAUAAACCAUUGCUUGAAUGGCUUGAUACUUACACCUUUCCUCUUGAAAAAAAGUAUAUUGACAGUGAAUUUGCUGAAAAAGUUUUUGAUGCUUCUGUGAAAAGAACUUUGAAAAUGGGAACAACUACAGCUUGUUAUUAUGCCUCCAUACACGAGAAAGCAUCAUUGAUUCUAGCAGAAAAAGUUGCUCUCCAUGGUCAACGAGCAUUAGUUGGCAAAGUUAAUAUGAAUAGCUGCCAUGAAAAUGAAUACUAUGAAAAUGGAGAUGAUUCUGUGAGGGAUACCAUCAAAUUUAUUGACGCAGUAUUAACAAUUGAUAAUCCUCUAGUACAACCAGUAAUUACACCUAGAUUUGCAUUAAGCUGUGAUUUAAAUUUAAUGAAAAAAUUAGGCGAUUUAGCAAGAAAGAAAAAUGUGCAUGUACAGACACACAUCUCUGAGAAUCUGGAUGAAGUUAGAACUGUGACAAAAUUAUUUCCUGAACUUUCAUCUUAUGCAGGAGUAUAUGAUGCUGCAGGUUUGCUAACAGAUAAGACAGUAUUAGCUCAUGGAAUUUAUUUAACUGACGAUGAACUUGUUUUACUAGAAAAAAGACAAUCAGCCGUUAUUCACUGUCCUUCAUCAAACACAUGUUUGAGGAGUGGAUUAUGCGAUGUCCGAAGAUUACAAGCAGCAAAUGUCAAAGUUGGACUUGGAACAGAUGUUUCUGGCGGUAAUUUUCCAUCUAUAUUAGAUGCCAUGAGAGCUGCUUUACAAGUUUCAGUGCAUUUAUCAUUUGUAAAAUCAAAUUAUAAGCCACUUACAUAUAGAGAUGUAUUUUAUUUAGCUACUCUAGGAGGUGCUGAAGCUUUAACAAUGAGUGAUAAAAUUGGAAAUUUUGAGACUGGAAAAGAAUUUGAUGCUCUAGUCAUUGAUUUAAAUUCUUCAAAUAGUGUUCUUGAUAAUAUUCUAAAUUAUACCCUUGAAGAAAAGUUACAACGAUUUAUUUACUCUGGAGAUGAUCGUAACAUAGCAGAAGUAUAUGUUUCUGGGCACAGAGUAGUGUAAAAAAUUAUUGGCCAAUCAAUAACAUUUGUUCUAUAAUAAAAAAUGGAAGAAUCUAAUAUGCUCAUUAUGUACAAAAAAUAUAUUUUAUUAAUGACGUCUAUAAAAUAUUCCUCAUUAAAAAUAUAUA
Phymastichus coffea is the source of this 2122-nucleotide messenger RNA. RefSeq names its product guanine deaminase (gene DhpD). Gene Ontology annotation, cellular component: cytosol. The record is from RefSeq and is a predicted model, not a curated record. Lineage: Eukaryota; Metazoa; Arthropoda; Insecta; Hymenoptera; Eulophidae. Bases 706 to 1995 code for a protein of 429 amino acids. The transcript is spliced from 9 exons. Gene Ontology annotation, molecular function: zinc ion binding; guanine deaminase activity. Gene Ontology annotation, biological process: guanine catabolic process.